This is a messenger RNA of Mya arenaria, 8897 nucleotides long. RefSeq lists its product as uncharacterized. The record is from RefSeq and is a predicted model, not a curated record. NCBI's taxonomy places the organism in Eukaryota, Metazoa, Mollusca, Bivalvia, Myida, Myidae. Bases 106 to 6957 code for a protein of 2283 amino acids. Gene Ontology annotation, biological process: regulation of transcription by RNA polymerase II. Gene Ontology annotation, molecular function: chromatin insulator sequence binding. Gene Ontology annotation, cellular component: chromosome. The transcript is spliced from 7 exons.
GGCAAUUGUUUCGCCGAUUACGGAAGUCUUUGGGUUGCGUGUCGAAAAGAAAAAUUGAAAUAAUUACCACAAAAUGGGACUGUCUUGGCCUUGAACUUGGUAACCAUGGCAAUAGUUCACACCUGUGACCUUUGUGGCCUGUCAUCAAAGAAUGUGUACCUAUUUAAGAGACACAGGAUAAGAUGCAAGAAGGAUCAUGGUAUCAAGAGGGGUAGGAAGAAAACUCAGAUCUCACCAGAAACAGAGGAGGGAGGGACAAGUGUGAGGACCGAUGUGGAAACAGACUCCUCCGCCCUUAUUGAUACAAGCAUUGAAGAACUAGAAGACCCAGUGCCGGAGGGUGCUGAAGAGACCUCUGACACCUCCAGUCAGAAAGACGAAUCAAUCUCAGUCACCACUGAGCUAACAGAGGCAAGCCCUACUUGUCCAGGAGUGAAAAUCGUAAAGAAGAUAUGCCGUAGUUACUCCUGUCCCAAGUGCUCGUUUGAGUCGAAGAGGUCGCGUGACUUUCUGUAUCACUCUGUGGAGGUCCAUAACAGUAGGAUCUCUAUCUAUGCCUGUCAACUGUGUGACUAUUGUUCUCAGUACAGGCAGAAACUGAAGCGACACAUGCACAAGACGCAUGGGCUCAUAGACUUUGAAUAUUCGAAUAUUAAGGGACCAGAACACCAAGGCUUGGUAGGGCCGGAGAAAUUACCUAAGCAUUCUGUCAUAAAACCCGGUUUGAAAGUCAAGGCGGUGUCUAAAAAGUCUCUUGGAAGUAAACAUGGUCUUGGAAAGAAAAAACUGAAAGUCAAGUUUAGACCUAAGCAAAUCUUGAGCGAAUCAGCAAGUGCCUCUGUUUCCAAGGAGAGGCAGGUAUCACCUAGUAACAAGCCUAUUCCACAGAAGACUGAUCAGCUCUCGCGAGUUGUUGAAGAAGUGGUAGGAGAUGAUGGGCAACUCGUGUUUAAAUGUAAGGAGUGCCAGUAUACAGGCGAUGACAAACAGGCUGUGGCUAAGCAUGCAGUCUCCUGGCAUGUUGAUACCAAGUCUUUUUCCUGCUCCUACUGCGACUACAUAACAUUUGAAAGGAAUGACCUCAUUUCCCACAACCCUGUGCACAGAAACGAACACCAGUUUAAAUGUGAUGAAUGUACUUACUCGACAGAUUUCCGACCAAAUUAUGACCGUCAUCUUCAGAACCACAAGGGGAAUUAUCCAUUUAAGUGCACUAAAUGCACUUAUGGCUGUGGAAGCGAUGCUGUCCUCAAGAGACAUUUGUCCAGCAACCACGAUCCUCUUCCUGUUCCACCGCCAGCCAAGAAAAUGAAGCUACAUGUUCCUGUUCCAAAACAAGCCAAUUCAAUGUCAGUUGUGCCGCCACCAUUGGCCAAACCCACUAAAACAUCGCCUCGUCAGAAUUCUGGAGCAAGUGGUUCACCUGUCACAAAGAACGAUAAUAUGCCAGAUUCUCCAAUCAAAAUGGAUGCAGAAACUAUCGCUGAAGUGAAUUCUUACAUCUAUUUUGACCCUUCUAGUGCUUCAAUGGUUCCGAGACCUAGCUUACCUCCCUUUGAUUCUGAAACUGCUACCCAGUUGGCAAGAGAGUUAUCUCCCUCUAGGAAACUCCCACCGAAUAUCAUACAAUAUGUGGAGAAGUCAGAAGACAAGCUGGUUUGUCCAGCGUGCAAACUGAAAUACAAGAGGUCUUCAGAUUUAAACCGACAUAUGAAGACGAAACACGGUUGCAAAUUGAGGGAGUAUUUGGAAACUCAUACCGAUUCUGAUGUUUUUGGUUCUGAUGCUGCUAAAUGGGCUGAUUAUAGCGAUGCAUUGAAUGAUAUAGAAAAUGAUGAUGAUGAGGAGGAGGAGGUGGAGGAGGAGGAUGAUGAUGAUGAUGAUGAAUAUUUUACCUCACUAGAGAAAGGGAAUAAGGAUGAUGAUGAAGAUAUUGCAGUUUCUGCUGAGAAACUAAAAUGUAAGUACUGCAACUACCAAGCUAAAUGGAUCAGUGAUCUGAAAAGGCAUUUCAGCUGUCAUUCCCUUGAGAAACGCUACAAAUGCAAUUUUUGCCCUAAGAAGUAUAAGUACAGAAGUGACCUUAAUGUUCAUGUUAGGAAGGAGCAUAAUCGAGAGCCCAGUGGGGAGGUGAAGGUUGUUAAAGUUGCGACCAUGCCCAGAAAGAAAACUUCACCAGCGAUGUUUAAAUGUCCUUGCUGCACCUACAUUUCACCUUGGAAAUCCGAGAUUGACCGACAUUCUCGUAUUCACAACACGGAGAAAACUUUCCAAUGUAACAACUGUGAGUACCAAACUUACUGGAGAAGCGACAUCCGCAGACAUAUUUACAAGAAACACCCAGAAAUUAUGGCUGAAGGAUUGACAUUGAAUGAUGUGAUUAUCACUAGAAAAGUCUCCCCUCCUGCAAUUGUUGUCACUACAGAUGACAAAACAAAAGGAGAUGCCAGUAUGUUAUCUUCAGAGGGAGAGUCCUCAAGGGAGACGACUCCAGUAAAAUAUGGAUCAAGGGAAACAACUCCUGAAGUCAACAUGAGCGAUUAUAUUACAACAACGCACACUGGUCAUUCACCAACACCCUCACCUAUUAAGGAGGUAGGAAAGGGUUGGUAUAAGUGCCAAUACUGUGGAUUUGAGACUAAUGCUCCUUCGAAGAUGAACGCCCAUAUUGCCACACAUACAAAUCUGAAGAGAUACAUGUGUCCAAUCUGUGGUCGCCGAGCAAACUGGAAAUGGGAUAUUGCAAAACAUAUCAAGUUAAGUCAUCGGGAUGAAACCACGCAGGUGAUCAAACUGAGCAAGAAAGAGGCUGAGGACACUAUUCAAGUUUACAUGGAGGCAAAUCCUGUUGUGAGAAGAGACCAUCACCUUAAUCUCACCCCAGAAAGAGAAUUGACAGAAAAGAGUGUAUACUUCAAGUGCCCUUUCUGCAGUUUUUCUGAUGAGCGAAGAAUUUCAGUGAAUCGUCACAUGAGGUCUGCGCAUGAAGGUCAAGAGGGAACUGUGGUAGUUCUUGCCAAGAAAGAAAAACAUUCUACAACAGAAGUGAAAACCUCGACCCAGACGACAUCCACUCCAAUACAGAUGCAUACCCCAAGCAAAUUUAUGCAUCUUGUUGACAAUAAAAGCCCACAAGAUGUUGCAAGACCUUUCAUGUGCUCUGAAUGCGGUAAAAGAGGAGCAACUAAAGGCGAUGUGAAGAAACACUACCAUUAUGCUCACUCAGAUAAAGAAAUAAGGAUUGUCUAUCUGGGGGAUGGUUCACAAAGUGUCAUCCCUGCUAAUCAUGAAGCAAGUAACAAGUCUUUGGAAAGCAAGCCACAGUCACAUUUUCAUGAAACAACGUCUGUAAUGACUUCUACACAAGAUAUGCCAGCUCCAAAAGCAGGGCCCUCAAAGGACCCAAAGAAAAUAGGUUACAUUCGACCAUUUCAGUGUGGGCUUUGUGGUCGCAGGUCGAACUGGAGAUGGGACGUCAACAGGCAUAUUCGAGAGAGACAUCCUGACAUGGUUGGUAAAGUGAAAAUCAUUGAGCUGUCUGAAGAUGAAGCUAGGGCCACUAUUGAAAAAUACACUAAGGAACAGUUACCUACCUUGAACAGAACUGCUUUCUCAGUCCCUAGAAAGAGGCAUUCAGUUUUUUGGGAUAAGUAUAAUAGUAAGUCUUUGAAUUCCAGUCAGUCUGAAUCUGACAGCUCAUUUAAUAAUUCCAGUUUUUCUGAAAUGAACACAUCGCAAAACAGUGUUGAUAAAAGCAGUGUAGCCAUGGAAACACAACACAGCCUUGACCUUUCCCAGCCGGUGUUCCCAGGUCAUCCAGCUAGAACGUUUCAUGAAAAUAUGCAAGUAUCUUCUACUAAUACCAGUACUUCCCCAAGAAAUACUUUUGCUGAUGCAUUAAAGAGAAACACGUAUAAGCAGUACAAAUGCUCAGGGUGUUGUUACAGAUCUGAUUACAGAGGCGAUAUAAUGCGGCACUUGGUGAGAAGGCAUGGUCCAAACAGAGCGAAGGUGGUGAUUCUAGACAAGGAGACAGCUAUGGCAACUAUUGGAUCCUACAAAUACAGCAAGCAUGAGGCGGACAAGGCGGAAAGGGCCGCAGCCAAGGGGGAGAUCUACCACCCUUCUCCGCCCAGGACCUUUACACCCGCAGGGCCACUGCCAAAAGAGGCUUGGGCGGGGUUGGAGAAGAAACUAUGGAAAUGCAGCAUGUGUCCUUACUCCGAUGAAGACAAGGUUGAUGUUCUAAAGCACCUGUCGAAGCAUAACAUGAAGGCUUACAAGUGUGGCAACUGCAACUGGACCUCGAAUUUUAAAUCCGCUGUGGACAGGCAUAUUCAGAGCAAGCAUGACAAGACUGAGGGAGCUAUGGCCAGGCUUAACAUCAAGCUGAUUAAGGAAGGACCUGGAUUAGAUCAGACUGGUAGGUCCAUUAUGCCUCAGGGGAUGGCCACUGGGGAGCCCAAUGCAAUCUCAUCAGAAAUCGAGGCUCCUGUGCCAGUCACAGGGCAAGAGUCUAUGACAAAUCCCCAAGCUGUUAUGUCAACUGCCGUUUUUCACUGUAAAUUGUGUAAUCAUAGUUCUGUCUGGAGGUCUUGUGUGAGUAGGCAUCUCAAGUCGGUCCACAAGGUGAAGGAUUAUGUGGCAAACAUUGUGAAGAAAAUAGUCCGCACCAAUAGAUCUGAUGGUCAGCCAGGAUCUCUGAAAGAUCAACAAGUCUGGGCAAGGCCGAAGAACUUCUCCUGCCACAUGUGUCCAUACAAGACAUACAAGGGAAAGAUGCUGAACUUUCAUAUAUCCUGUCAUAAGCCCCAGCCAGGUGUAAAACAGGUGAAGUGUAAAUACUGCCCAUAUUAUGUGAGCAGUAACAGACUGCUGACACAGCAUGUAUAUUUGCACCUGAACGAGUUUAAGAACAGCCAAGAGUCGCAGUACCCUGUUACACCAGUGAAGAAUAAAUCGGGAUCCCCGGCAGUUGGUGUGCGUAGAAGCCCUCCGAUUAACAAGAGGCACCGAUGUGAGAAGUGUCCUUACUCGACAAACAGCAAAAACGACUUCUUGUACCACAAGCAAUUUCACAGGCCAAAGCCGACUGCUGAUUACAAGUGUGAUUAUUGCGACUACUGGGUUUCCCAUCGAAGAUUGAUUAAGCAGCACAUGAAGGUACAUGAAGAAGGGUACUCUGUUGAAACUAGUGAUGUAGAAGUCACUCCAUCCAAGUCUGACUAUUCAGAAAACUCACUGGUGUAUGAUACCGUGGAAAUUGCAGCUAUAAAGCAGAGAAUCAUUGCGUCAAAGAUAACGCCAACUAUUUCCUCCAGUCCAUUGGUUUCACCCAUGAAGAUAGCUUCUACUUGCUCCAUGGGAGGAAAACGGGGAUUUCUACGCAAGGAUGGAACAUAUAGGAAGAUUCACCAGUGUCGGCACUGUCCAUACAUGAAUCUGAAGCUAAGAAAUAUGAGGUUACAUGAGCUGAUGCAUGGGAAGAGAUCGUCAAGAAAUCCACUUAUGAAAUGUCCGAUGUGUGAUUAUUAUGUAGCCUCCAGAGGACUUUUAGGACAGCAUAUGAAGGUCCAUCGGCCCAAUUACGGACAUGAAUUCCUUCAGCAUGGCAAUAUGAGAAUGGGUAAUGAAAGUGUGGGCAGUGAAGACUCUGAGGUUGAUAAUAGUAUCUCCCUAGAGAAGAAGAUUGAAACUCUGUUGCAGAUUACAAGGUUUAAAAAGUUUGGCUGUGAAAAGUGUCCUUAUGCAAGUUCUAAACGAGCCAGGUUCCAAAGACAUGUUGAGCUUCAUGGCAGCAAGCAGAAGUUUAAAUGUGACUUCUGUGACUACUCUGUGCCCACUCAGAAUCUUUUGAAUCAGCAUACGAGAUUGCAUUUCGAGCCGAACCAGAAUUUGCUGGCUGCCCAGUCCAUCCUGAACCUUCAGUGCCUUCCGGAAAUGCCUGCUGAUGUUGCUCUGGCCAGCAUGAUGGCCAAUAAAGAUGCGAAAAAUCCAGUGAGCAUCACACAUGAUCACAUUGAGUUGUACGAAAACCAGACAGAAGAUUUGGAGCCCAAGAAAUUAUACCGAUGUGACAGAUGUCCGUAUGCAAAUGUUAGACGCGAUCACUUAUUGGCGCAUCUGCGAUGUCACAUGGUGAAGCAUGAGUUUGCUUGUCCUUAUUGCGAUUACAGUGUUGGUAAGACUCAUGUCCUAGUCCAGCAUGUAAAGGUCCACUUCAGUCCACUCCCAGAGUUGUCAGAAUGGUUAGCUGAAAACGGUGACACAGAAAGAAUGAAAGAACUCAAAGGGAAGAAUUAUGUAGAAGCUAUAGAGGUUGUCAAGCUUUUCCAUGAUGGUAAGAAGAUGGAAAUUAAUGUGAAAGCUGUUAUAGCUGGUAACAGUGAUAGUGCUGAAGUUGAAAAUAACAGUACACAAAAGAAGAAAGAGAAUGAACAAACAGCAGCUGAUGCUAAAAGUGAAUCUGACAUUGUAGAAGAUAAUAAAUCAGCUCCAGAUGAAAGCAAAGCUAUGGAAAUUGAGGACAAUUCUGAAACCAUCAAGGAGGGAUCCACUAAUGAUGAUGAUCAAUCAAAGGAAGUUAAUGACAACAAUAAAAGCGCUACUGAUAUGGAAGUUGAAAAUACUGACGAAGGAGAAAAGAAGCUUGAAGAGAAAGAUGUUUCCAUGUAUGUGUGUCGAUACUGUGACCGAGAGUUUCCCGGCUCUGACAGCCUCGUGGCCCACGAAGUUAAACACCUUAUUGGAAAUAACUAUGAGGAGCUGCUGACUCAUUUUCCAUAUGUAGCUGACCAGCCAAGUAGCAGUAACCAUGUGACAGAAAGUGAAGGGAAUGCUGGGAAUACGAGUGAUGAAAGUGAGGCUAGCAAAAAGUCAGAUGCACAAGAGGAUUGUGGGAAGGCUGAAAAUGGCAAUGGACAAAAACUUGUCGAGGAAAACAUGGAAGUUGAAUGAAAAGACUUAUUUGCUGUGUAAAAAUUAUUUAUUCUGUAUAUUUGUAUCUAAGAUACAAACUUAUUUAAUCAUAGUUGGCGAUAUAAAUUAUUCUCCAGACAAACACACAUUUUUGUUGUGAUUAUACAUCAACUUUUUCUUUUAUGAAUGCUUUGGAUUUGGUCAAAUGCCAUUGACACCGUAUCAUAUUUGUAAUUUGUUUGUAAACAAUUGUACACUUCUAUUGAAUUUAACAAGCAAUUUUCUGUAUUUCAUUCAAAUCAUGCACAUGUAUGGAAAACCUCAUAGUCUGAUAGCCAUGACUGACCAAUUCUGUUAUGCUCCAUAUAUGAGUAGAGAGAAACAGAAUGGGUCAAUUGUGGGUACCCAAUAAGAGAAAAACCUAUGUUACUUAUUAUUGUAGCAUUAUAUUGUUCAGCCAAAUGUUAUUAAAUAAAACACAAGGUAUUCAAUUAAGUGUACUUGAAAACCGCUUGAACGAUGCUCUGCUUGAUUAUCAUUUAUAGAUGGUUAAUUGUGCAGAAUUAUUGCUGUUCUUAGAAUUAAUGCUGAAUUGAUUUAAUAUAUAUUAUAGAAAAAGAUAUUAUGCAAGUUGUCUGAUAGAUGUUGUUAGUGGUAUGCAAUGGUGUUAGCUAUGGUAUCUGAUGUACAGUUAUGUGAGUUUUAGGAUGCUUGGGGACUCCAUAUUAUGUUUGUAUCAUUUAAAAGGGUGUUAUGUGUAGAGAGGGAAUCCAUCUAAAUUUUACAGAAAAAAUAUUAUAAAUAAGCUUCUUUGGAAAAAUUGGUCCAAUCAUGUCCAAUUUCAGUCCAACUAUUGAGCAUAAAUACAAACGAAGAUAACUUAAUAUAUAUUGUAAUUAAUUGACGUUUUUUGGAGUUGCCAGGCAACAAAAUUGAACAUUAUUUGUAUGAAUUGAUGAAAUAACAUGUGUAUUUGUACAUUGGAUAACCAAAAUUGUAAAAUUCAAUUUGAAAUUUUAGGUAGACUUUUUUUUUUUAAGCAAUUGGUAUCAAUGGUCGGAUCGUACGUCACGUGCAUCUGCUUAAACAAUUCCAUGCAGUCUAGGAAAGAAAAGUUACUUUCAGAAAUGAACCUUUACCAUGCAUGCAAUGAACAUGGAGUUGUUGGUUAUGCUAUUGCUUUUUAUGGAAAUAUGUCCGGGGGGGGAAAGAAAUGUAAAAAAUCAAAAAUACCUGGUUUGUUGAUGUUUUCUUAGUACGCAUGUAAUCAUUUCAGCCGGUGCGUGUGAUGUACUUUCCUACCAUUGGGUAUCCACUGUUGCAUAUUUGUUAACUUAAGAUUUUUUAAUGGUGCAUGUGUUUUUGGAAACUGUUGAAUCAUUAUGAAUUUAUUUUUCUCUUAUAAUGUUGUAUUGUUAAGCUUAAAUCUGUGAUUCAGUCCUAUUUGUAUAUUACAAAAGGAAAUGUAUGAUACGAAAUGAAUUAAGUUCAGCAUAAUAUUACGAUAUGUUAUAUCAUAUGUUACACUAUAUGCAUAUACAGAGAGAAAAAGGUUGAAGAUUUCAUUUUAGUAAUCUUGUCAUUUCAAUUUAGAAUGUGUUUUUUUGAUUGCCAGGACUAACAGAAAAUAACACUGAUCAAAGUAUAUUUAAUUUCUGAUCCUUGUAUGUCAUUUAUUUGUAAUAAUAUCAAGUUGUAUUUAUUUUUAUCUCAUUUGUGAGUUUGAUCAACUUUUUUUCAUUUUCAUUUUCUUAUUUUCAUUUACUUAACAAGCAUUUGGCAAUUUAUUUAACUGAACAAUCAUAUUGGCAAUUUCCUUCAUCUGAACAGCCAUAUUGGCAAUUUCUCUUAAUUGGUAUUUCUUUCUCAUCUGAAAAAUCAUAUUCACAAAAACUUUAACAAGGGGAAUAAUUUCAUUGUGAUCAUUUAUAUAAAUCAUGUUAUAAACAAUUCUGUAAAUAAACUGCUGGGAGCUAUUA